Molecule: messenger RNA, 2770 nt
Organism: Belonocnema kinseyi
Lineage: Eukaryota; Metazoa; Arthropoda; Insecta; Hymenoptera; Cynipidae
Product: major facilitator superfamily domain-containing protein 1-like
Exons: 7
Coding region: 339-1883 (514 amino acids)
Biological process (GO): transmembrane transport
Cellular component (GO): lysosome
Molecular function (GO): transmembrane transporter activity
Source: RefSeq, a predicted model, not a curated record
GACUGGCUCUGUCGAUGGUCGCGUCGCAGGUGGAGGCCGAAGCUGGAUUCAAGUGACAGAUGACGUUACUCUUUUUUCCCUUCUUCGUCAAAUAUUUAACCAAUUAUAUUAUACACUUAUCUGGUUGUACCUAAAUUGUCAGUAAAUCUACAGAAUCUAGUCUGAUCGUAGAGCAAUCUUGAGAAAAGUGUAAAAGAAAAAUCGGGAAUGCAAUCAACAGAUGUGUGAUGAAGUGCACAGUGAGUUUGAAAAGAAUUGCGCGACUGAUAUGUGGACGAAGUGUUAUUGAGAGAUAACAAAGGCUCAUUUAAAUAGAGUAGAAGAUAGAAAGAAGCAUUAUGGAGGGUGGAGUAAUGGAGAGUCCAGAAUCUACCAUCGGAAGUUCCUCAACCGAAUCCGGAGAAUCAGGAUGUUGCAGUCCAAAGAGAUUUCCAUUCCGACUCUCCGGACUCAUGCUUAUGUGUUUGAUUGGUUUCGGAUCUUAUUUCUGCUACGACAACCCGGGAGCGCUGCAGGACAAUUUUACGAAAGACCUGAAUAUGACACCCAGCAAAUUUGUUCUUCUCUAUUCAAUUUAUUCUUGGCCCAAUGUAAUAUUAUGCUUUGUCGGAGGUUUCCUGUUGGAUAGGGUUUUUGGUGUUCGAUUAGGAACAGUCAUUUACAUGUCAAUCACGAUGGUUGGCCAAUUUAUUUUUGCUCUUGGUGGUUUACUCAACGAAUUUUGGCUUAUGAUGCUUGGACGAUUUAUAUUUGGGAUUGGGGCAGAGUCGUUGGCAGUGGCGCAAAACAGUUACGCCGUCCUCUGGUUCAAGGGGAAAGAAUUGAACAUGGUCUUCGGAUUCCAGUUGAGCUUUGCUCGGGUCGGAUCGACCGUGAAUUUCUGGGUUAUGGAGCCGAUUUAUCAGUACGUCUCGAAAUCGUACUCGGGACCCACAUGCAUCGGAAUUGUCCUUUUCCUGGCGGCCCUCACCUGUGUUGGCUCGAUGAUUUGUGCCUGCAUUCUGGGCGUGAUGGACCGACAAAUGGAAAAAUCGUUGAAACGGGGCGAGGGAGAAGAACCGCCUCAGCCUGUAAGACUCACGGACGUCAAGGACUUCAAAAAAGUCUUUUGGCUCGUCGCUUUCAUCUGUAUUGCUUACUAUGUCGCUAUUUUCCCCUUCAUUGCCCUCGGAAAAGUUUUCUUUAUGCACAAAUACAAUUAUAAUCCGGACGGUGCGAAUUCGAUCAACUCGAUGCUAUAUUUUGUGUCUGCGGUCGCCUCGCCGCUGGCUGGUUUAGUGGUUGAUAAGACCGGAAAGAAUGUCUUGUGGGUCUUUAUCAGCAUUGUUUUCACCAUUUUCGCCCACAGCCUUCUCGCUUUCACAUUUGUCAAUCCGUACACUUGUAUGAUAAUUCUCGGACUGGCAUACUCGAUGCUGGCCAGCAGUCUCUGGCCCCUCAUUGCCCUCGUUAUUCCCGAGCAUCAACUCGGCACUGCCUACGGAAUUGCACAAGCAGUUCAGAAUUUGGGAUUGGCAGUUGUUUCCAUCCUGGCUGGUCUCAUAGUUGAAAAAGGCGGAUAUUUCAUGUUGGAAUUGUUCUUCCUCGCAUGGCUCUGGAUUUCGUUGAUUACGUCGGUGGCGAUUUGGGUUUCGGAUUUAGCGACCACCGGAGGUUUUCUUAAUAUGACUCCGGGCCAGCGGGACAAAUACCAGGAGCAUCGGGGAGAAAUCGACUUUGUCGAGAGGGAGAGAUUGCUGGCCUCGGGAUCGACCGGGGACCUGUCGGCGGAUGACCUGCUGCAGCCACAAUCCGAUAUACGUAUGCGAAAUCGAUAUUUAGCUCGGAUCGGAGCUGCUGUUCCAAUACACAUAAAAAGGCCCACAUCACGCGCUCUCCGAUGAUGUGAAAUUCGCCAAUGGCACUUAGAUAAAUUGUAAUAUAUUAAUUAAUUAAUUAAUUUAAUCACACGGAGAUUAAAACUUGUAAAGUACUGAUCAUUAAUGACGCAGAGGUUUCCUUAAAACUGGCUAGAUAGCUUCAUUUUACACUCUAGGCUCCAUAGAAGGACGAGAGACAAUUUGCGCAGUACGUGAGUACUCAGGCGAGUUAAUUGCGCAAUAUUACGCAAUAUUGAGCAACAGUUGUUAUACGGGACUUGGAGUCUAUAUAUCUGCCUUUGUCAGAUUAACAUGAUCCGGAAGUCGUAAAUUGUCAUGAAUGGUCUGUAUUAAACGGGAAUUAUUCAUUUUUAUUCUGUCUUCCUAUUGCGCAGCAUGCAUCUGUGAUAUUGGUUCUUAGGAUUGAAAUGGAACGGCGGCGAUUAAUAGGAGGAUAUAUUGAUAACAAACAAACAAACAAAAAAGAUAUAAGUCUGCAUAACUGAAAUAUAGAAUUGUCGUUAUACUGAAUGUAAAAUGUGUUUUAAAUUUGAUGUUUCCAGAAAAUUGACUGUUCAGCUUUACGUGUUCUCUAAGCUAAUUCUAAAAUUCUGUCUUUAAAACACAUUUCAUGACUUUCAGUACUUGAAUAUCAGUGUACAUAGAGAUAUAGAUAUUAUGAAAUGCAUUUGCGAGAGAUAUACUUUUGAUGUUGUGAAAAAAAAGAGUUCUGUACACACCGAUCUGAUACAUAUUAUUAUAAUUACUAUUAUUAUUAUUAUUAUUAUUUUAGGGCCGUUUACGUCAACUAUGCACAAUAUGAGCAUAAUUUUUUUUAAAUGGUGCAAACAAAGUUAGAAUUUUUUAAAAUAAAAUAUCAUUAUAUUAUAAGUUUGUAUAAGUUGACAGAA